Messenger RNA from Pan troglodytes (chimpanzee), 1095 nucleotides. It is a transcript of the gene LYZL6, whose product is annotated as lysozyme like 6. The record is from RefSeq and is a predicted model, not a curated record. The transcript has 5 exons. Gene Ontology annotation, cellular component: sperm flagellum; acrosomal vesicle. NCBI's taxonomy places the organism in Eukaryota, Metazoa, Chordata, Mammalia, Primates, Hominidae. Gene Ontology annotation, biological process: fusion of sperm to egg plasma membrane involved in single fertilization. The coding region runs from base 371 to 817 and encodes 148 amino acids. Gene Ontology annotation, molecular function: lysozyme activity.
GGGGUUCCAGAAGCCUUCUUUAGAACAUGGAGAGCUGUUAGUUGGGCAGGGCUGAAGCGUACGUGGUGAGGAAGAAGAGGCUCCUACUGUAGACAGCCUUGUUCUACAGAUCCUCCCAGAAAUCUCUGGGCCAGGUGGAACCCAGGGUCAGAGAGGGAUGGGAGAGAGGUUUAAUUUUCCAUGAUAAAUAAAAAUCUAUAAAAUAAUAAACAAGAGAAAAGAGAUUGGAAACAGCCAGGUUGGAGUAGUGAGUGAGUAAGGAAACCUGGCUGCCCUCUCCAGAUUCCCCAGGCUCUCAGAGAAGAUCAGCAGAAAGUCUGCAAGACCCUAAGAACCGUCAGCCCUCAGCUGCACCUCCUCCCCUCCAAGGAUGACAAAGGCGCUACUCAUCUAUUUGGUCAGCAGCUUUCUUGCCCUAAAUCAGGCCAGCCUCAUCAGUCGCUGUGACUUGGCCCAGGUGCUGCAGCUGGAGGACUUGGAUGGGUUUGAGGGUUACUCCCUGAGUGACUGGCUGUGCCUGGCUUUUGUGGAAAGCAAGUUCAACAUAUCAAAGAUAAAUGAAAAUGCAGAUGGAAGCUUUGACUAUGGCCUCUUCCAGAUCAACAGCCACUACUGGUGCAACGAUUAUAAGAGUUACUCGGAAAACCUUUGCCACGUAGACUGUCAAGAUCUGCUGAAUCCCAACCUUCUUGCAGGCAUCCACUGCGCAAAAAGGAUUGUGUCCGGAGCACGGGGGAUGAACAACUGGGUAGAAUGGAGGUUGCACUGUUCAGGCCAGCCACUCUCCUACUGGCUGACAGGAUGCCGCCUGAGAUGAAACAGGGUGCGGGUGCACCGUGGAGUCAUUCCAAGACUCCUGUCCUCACUCAGGGAUUCUUCAUUUCUUCUUCCUACUGCCUCAACUUCAUGUUAUUUUCUUCCCUUCCCAUUUACAACUAAAACUGACCAGAGCCCCAAGCAUAAAUGAUUUUCUUGGCUUCCUCCUUACUCCCAUCUGGACCCAGUCCCCUGGUUCCUGUCUGUUAUUUGUAAACUGAGGACCACAAUAAAGAAAUCUUUAUAUUUAUCGAAAUAUUAAAGCACUCGCUCUGCAAA